This is a messenger RNA of Brachypodium distachyon (stiff brome), 4799 nucleotides long. Its product is annotated as wall-associated receptor kinase 2. Gene Ontology annotation, biological process: cell surface receptor signaling pathway; protein phosphorylation. The transcript has 3 exons. Gene Ontology annotation, molecular function: protein serine/threonine kinase activity; polysaccharide binding; calcium ion binding. Bases 2523 to 4583 code for a protein of 686 amino acids. The record is from RefSeq and is a predicted model, not a curated record. Gene Ontology annotation, cellular component: plasma membrane. Lineage: Eukaryota; Viridiplantae; Streptophyta; Magnoliopsida; Poales; Poaceae.
GUGAUUUUUUUUCAUGAAAAUGACCGCCACUAGUGACCUAAUCGGUGGCGGUGAUUUUUUGAGUGAAAAUGACAGCUACUGGUGAGGGUUCACGGAAGGGGUAUUCUGUAGUAGUGGUUGAAAAGGUCAGGGUGAAGACAAAACCACCACCAAACUGGCCUUACACAACAUAUAAAUACCUUGACCCGUGUCAUUCACGUUGUAUUGGCCAUACUAUUGAAUUUUAUUUUGUCGAGACGGGGAUGGCACAACUAAGAUGAGGUAUUUAUAUUUAUUGCAAUUAAUUAACAACAACCAAUAUGGAUGGCCUAGCAAAUUAGUCAGUCUUGGGUUCACAUGACCUACGGGAAUGCUAUUCGGUGUGUGAAUGAGAUUCAGCAUGCGAAGCUUAUUUUAAAUGUAUCGUUUUCUGUGAAAUCUGUUUUUUCCGAAGCGAAACUUUUUGCGGAACGCCCUUAUACUGGAUCUACCGGAGAUGCUGUUACCCUUCGGCGUUGGCUCAGGGUAGCUGCGUCCACAAGGGCUUCGAGAUUGAAUGCGACAACAAGGGCCCUGUGCGCGCUAGUACGACUCUUCACGUGGUACACCUGUCCUUGGAUCGUGACGAUCAAGUCGCAGGUGAUACUCCAUAUGGGGUCGCAGUGCUAUAACUUUUCCGAGACGGACACCACAUAGUACAAACUAGUGGUAUGAAUGUCAGAACAGGAACAUAUACUACAGAUCAAACAAGUCUUGGGUGCUCAUACCUGGUACCCAACUACCCAAGUCUUGGGGGUUCACACUGAGUAGCAAAGUCUUGGGGUGUUCACACGGGGUUAAUUAACAGUGGCCAUUGUUUUGGUGGCUUGCCAGGCUGUUUGCACUCCCAAGCGCCUUGGUGGUUUGGGAAUCCGGAAUCUCAGGCUUCUCAAUUCUGCUUUGCGCGCCAAAUGGUGUUGGCUUCAGAGGACUGGCGAUUCCUGUCCUUGGUCUGAGUUCUCGCUGCGCUUACCUUAAUCAGCGUCUCGUCCUACUUGAGGCUGCCUCCAAAUCCGUGAUCGGCGAUGGCACUUCGACUCUCUUCUGGACCGAUACUUUGAUUGAUGGGCGUCGGGUGAAGGAUGUGGCGCCUUCUAUCUUUGCGGCUAGGCGAUUCCACUCAAACAUCUCUGUGGCAGAAGGUUUAGUCAAUGGGGCCUGGACUCAUGAUCUCAGCCCUAAUCUUUGUGCUCCAGCCUUGCAUGAGUUUCUGGAGUUGUGGGACCGAUUGGCACAAAUCGAGCUUGUUGUUGGGUAGACUCCUUUCCAUGGCGUUGGUCCAGCUCGAGGCAAUUUACUGCUUCCUCGGCCUAUUUGGCUUUUUUUGAAGGACGUCUUGAGGCACCAGCUGUGGAUCUUGUCUGGCAUUCCAAGGUGCCCAACGUUGCAAGUUCUUCCUUUGGUUGGCUUGUCAUAGACGUUGUUGGAUGGCCGACAGGUUGGAGCGUCGUGGUCUUGAUAACCCGGAUCGGUGCCCGCUUUGCGACCAUGCUCCAGAAACGAUUGACCUUCUCUUGGGCUGUGUUUUUGCUAGGAUGCUGCCGGGUUGGGGCAGGGAAGAUUGGCUACCGAAAGAUAGGCUGCAAUUGCUGGGUUGGCGGGACAACCUGCAUGAGAGGGGUAAACUUUGUAAACCUCUUACUACUGCAGUCACUCUCUUGUGUUGGUCAAUUUGGAAGCACCGAAAUAGAGUGGUUUUUGUGGGGAGCUCGCCUAGUGUUGGUGCUGUUCUCACCGCGAUUCAGGUGGGAGGUAGUGCUUGGUGUCAGGCUAAUCUUCUAGGUAAUUCGGUUUUCGCCUUGGUUCUGAGUGGGAGAGAUGAGUGGAGAGAUUCUGGCUAAUUGUAUUUUCGGUUGCCCACUUGGGCUUGUAACUCCGUCACGGUAACUUCUUUCUUAAUAGAUGAUAUGCCUGUUUGGGCGUAUUUUAGAAAAAAAAAAACAUCGGUACCCAAUUCAUGGACACUAAUUGGCUCCUCCCAAGCAUAAUUUUGUUGUUUUGCUUUGCUGGAUAUUGGUCCACUUGCCGCUCCUGAAAAUAAACUUCAAGUAUGUCAUUUUCUUACCCCUUGCUAAAAAAUUGUGUCAAGCUUAUAAAAGUUACUAGUUGAUGAUAAGAUUAAGCCUACUGUACCAAUUUCCAGCUACAUAUACCACAGAUGCUUUGUUUUUUGUUGAGGUGGGGAUGGUUACAACCAUAGGAAGUUUGUUGUCAUUGACUAGAGGAAAGGACCAAGCAAAGACUUGGGUCGUGUAUGAUGGAACCACGAUUUCGACACAACAAAAGUCUUCACUACAAGUCAAUAGGACACUCCAAGCAUCUUAGGUGGUUGAGGCCAGCGGCCAGCUUGUAGCCGGCGAUAAAAUUAAGCUAGUUAGACAGCUUUGUCCACAACUAAGCUAGCUCUUCCUAUAUGUAACUAACCCCAGAACACAUGGGAUGCAAUAAUUACUUUGAGCAGCCACUAGCUAGUGCUAGGCAUCAGUUGGUUGGUUCGAUCGACCAUGUCGACCGCCUUGUCCUUCUCCCUGGCCGCCCUGCUACUGCUGAUGGCAGGCACCGGCGGUAGCGAGACGGCGGUGACUCCUGGCUGUCAGACAAGCUGCGGCAGCGUGAACAUCCCUUACCCCUUCGGCAUCGGCAUGGGGUGCUUCCGCAAGGGCUUCGAGAUCGACUGCGUCGAUAAUGGCCCUGUACUUGCGGGCACGCCUCUACGGGUGCUGCACCUGUCCGUGGACCCCGACGUGUCGCAGGUGAUGCUCCCCGUCGGGUGGCAGUGCUACAACGCCUCGGAUCCCUCCUACGUCGAGGUGCAGAGCAACGCGGAGUCAGAGAUGAACAAGGAUGGCGUGUACCGCAUCUCCAACACGCGCAACAUGCUCGUGAUCAUCGGCUGCAACACCGUGGGCUUCACGGUCAGCAGGAGGACCGAGGGCAGCAGCUACUCCUACGCCUACUACACAGGCUGCAUGUCCUUCUGCAACGACUCGGCCAGCGCAGAGGACCGCCUUUGUGCCGGCGUCGGAUGCUGCCACGUCGACAUCCCGCCGGGGCUCACCGACAACUACUUCGACUUCCGGACGUACGACCACACCACCAUGAUGGACUACAGCCCUUGCGACUACGCUUUUCUAGCAGACAGGACCAACUACACCUUCCGGCGCUCCGAUCUCCGCAUGGACAGAAACCGCACCUCACCGGUGUGGCUGGACUGGGCCAUCCGCGACAACAGCUCCGGCGGCGCCAUAUUGUCCUGCGCCAACGCCACCAUGGCCUGCGUCAGCGCUCAUAGUGACUGCGUUGACUCCCCAAAUGGGCCUGGCUACAACUGCAAGUGCUCCAAAGGCUUCCAGGGCAAUGCCUACGUUGUCAACGGAUGCAACAAUAUCAAUGAAUGUGCAGAUAAUGCCAACUAUCCUUGCUACGGUGUCUGCAAGGACACCCAAGGAUCUUACAGAUGCACUUGUCAUCCUGGUUACAGGAGCAAUGACCCGAGAACGGAACGCUGUACUCCGAUAUUCCCACUUGCAGCACAAAUAUCCAUAGGUGCAAUAGGUGGCGUUCUUGUCUUGGCAUUUCUGUCAUUCGGUUUUGUUAUUCACAAAGAGAAAAAGAAGACAAGUGAGUUUUAUGAAAAGAACGGUGGUCGUAUAUUAGAGGGGGCGAAGAAUAUAAAGAUUUUCAAAGAGCAGGAUUUAAAGCCAAUUUUGAAGAAGUUCAAUUUUAUUGGAAAAGGUGCCUUUGGUGAAGUUUACAAGGGUGUUCUUAAUGAAGAAAACGUUGCAGUAAAGAAACCGAUUAGUUGUAUAGUUCUAGAGGACAAAAAAGCCGCAAAUGAAGGUUCUAACUCGAAGAACCAAUUUGCAAAUGAAGUCAUCAUCCAAUCUCGAGUCAUCCACAAGAACAUUGUUAGACUUAUAGGUUGUUGCCUAGAAGUUGAUUCACCCAUGCUAGUCUAUGAGUUUGUCUCUAGAGGAAGCCUUGAUGACAUUCUUUAUGAUAAAAAGGAGUCUCUCAGCUUGGAUGUGCGUGUAAGUAUUGCCGCAGAAUCAGCACGUGGUCUAUCUUAUAUGCAUUCAGAAGCCAAUGCAACGCCAAUCCUACAUGGUGAUGUUAAACCGGCAAAUAUACUCUUGGAUGAUAACUUGAUGCCAAAGAUCUCUGACUUUGGCAUAUCAAGGUUGAUCUUGAGAGACAAGACUCACACCAAGUUAGUCAUCGGGGACCAAACUUAUAUGGAUCCGGUGUACCUCCAAGAAGGCCUAUUGACAGAGAAAAGUGAUGUCUACAGUUUUGGCGUUGUGAUCCUGGAGCUUAUUAGUAGGAAGAAGGCCACACAUAGCGACGGUAACAGUUUAGUUAAGAGUUUUCUCGAUGUGCACAAAAAAGGAAAGAAAGCCACAGAGUUGUUUGACGAGGACAUUGCAGUACAGGGAGAUAUGGAGCGUCUUGAUAGUUUGGCAGAAAUGGCCGUCGAAUGUCUUAACCUUGAUGUGGCGAAAAGACCAUCGAUGACACAAGUGGCACAACGCCUUCUCAUACUGAAUCCAUCUCGUCGGUCGUAAGUGACUUGUCUGCUAGAAGCAAACUAUGUGUAUUCUAUUGUGGCCAAAACAGGUGUUUUGCUGAAUAAUAUAAGCAAUUAUUUAUCAAUGUGGGCUGUGGAAAGGUUUAUUUUGUUUUAGCCGUGAACUGGAAGAUGUGUAUCGUAGUUCUCUUCUGCGGAGAUGGUUGUAUUGUGUGUUUAUUAAUUAAUCACAGUGAACAGUUUUUUUUAAUCA